UAGAGUUACUUCAAUUGCUGCAAGCUCUAUAACUGAGCACUGAGGACAAGGAGCCGUAACCCAACGAUGCCCAUACCCGUCGCAUCCGAACCGUUACAGUCGACGGAGACAUGGUCCCUUCAGACCAUCGUUCCCCACGACGACUCAGGCUCUACCGCUGAAUUUCCCCCGGGCCAGGAAACCCCUGCCAGUGGUACCGGUGGUACCGGUCAAGCAUCUGAAUUGCAGAAACCAUCGUCACACUCGCGCUCUCAGGCUAUCCCUCCACCAGACCACGAGAACAUUCCGGUAACAAGAGUCGUGGUUGAGCAAGCCGAUGGUGAUGCCAGUUCCGAGUCCGUACCCCCGGAUAAUGCGGCAGAAGAUAUGCGUCCGACAAGACGAUAUCAGGCUGUGUUGCUGUUUGCGGGGUUUAUGAUGAUAUUUCAGGUUAUUGGGAUUAAUCAGACGUAUGGUAUUUUUCAGGAGUUUUAUACGUCCUCGGAGAGUAAUAUUGUGGAUGCUGCUGGACAGGAUGCUCUCGUUGCCCUGGUAGGAACACUUGGGAGCGGGCUUACCUGGAGUGGCGGCAUAUUCGUCAAUCCUUUGAUCUCUAGAGUGCACAAUACGAAGCUCAUCACAUUGGCUGGCGCAUUCCUGAUGAGCGCAGGGAUCUUCCUCGCAAGCUAUUCGUCCAAGCUCUGGCACCUCUUCCUCACCCAAUCCCUCCUCUACGGCCUCGGCAGCAGCCUCUUCUACUUCCCCAUAAUGUCCCUCGCACCCCCCUUCUUCAAUCGCCACCGCGGCUUCGCCAUGGGCUUCAUCCUCUCCGGCAACGGAGCCGGCGGCCUCGUCCUCGCUCCGGUCUUGCACGCUCUGCUGAGUAAAGUCGGGGUGAGGUGGACGUUGCGGACGUUGGGGCUGUGGAAUUUGGUGGUUUGUGUCCCGGUGGCGUGUGUGGUGAGGCAGCCGCCUGGGUUUGGGUUUGGGAGGACGGGGAGGAGGAUGGAUAGGAAGAUGUUUAGGCAGGGGACGUUUUUGCUUCAGUCUUUCGGAGCACUUUUGCAGGCUGCUGGGAAUGUCAUACCGUUGUAUUAUCUGACGACGUACUCGACCUCUGUACUUUCUUAUUCAAGCUCGACGGGCAGUCUGUUACUUGCUGUCAACAAUGCAGUGAACAGUGUAUCCAGAAUCGGCAUGGGCAUGUUGGCCGAUAAUAUUGGGAGGCAAAAUACCAUGGUAGCCAGUGUCAUACUAUCCGGAAUAACAGUCCUCGCCCUCUGGAUCGACGCCACCCGCUCUCGCUUCCUCGCCUUCAUCGUCUUCUACGGUAUCUACGCAGGAGGCUACAACGCCCUCCUCCCCACCACCAUCACCGAAGUGUACGGGAUACAGAACUACGCGACCGUCAACGCCGCGAUAUACUUCAUCCGCGGACUGGGAACGAUGAUGGGCGCGCCCGUCGCGGGUGUCAUACUGGGGAGCCAUGCGAGGAGCUCGACAGGUUCAGGGAAUCUGGGCAGUGGAGGGCUGUCGAUGGGCGAGUUGAAGGGGAGGUAUGCGGAUGUUGCGGUUUAUGAUGGGGCGUUGUUGGUGGGUGCGGGGGUUUGUGUGGCGGCUGUGAGGUGGUUGGAUGCGAGGAAUAAGGGAGGAUGGGUUUGGAAGGCAUGAUUUCGUUUUACGAACGUCGAUGUGUGCGAUGCAAUCCUAAUUACACACGCAUGCAUAUAUAUUGUUUAUAAUGUCUGUACUGUGCUCUUCUUCACUCUUGUUGCUGAACUCGACGGAAC
Stereum hirsutum FP-91666 SS1 is the source of this 1769-nucleotide messenger RNA. Its product is annotated as MFS general substrate transporter. Gene Ontology annotation, biological process: transmembrane transport. Gene Ontology annotation, cellular component: fungal-type vacuole membrane. The coding region runs from base 67 to 1650 and encodes 527 amino acids. The record is from RefSeq and is a predicted model, not a curated record. Gene Ontology annotation, molecular function: transmembrane transporter activity. NCBI's taxonomy places the organism in Eukaryota, Fungi, Basidiomycota, Agaricomycetes, Russulales, Stereaceae. The transcript has 6 exons.